Messenger RNA from Striga hermonthica, 327 nucleotides. The record is from the annotation of a GenBank genome assembly. NCBI's taxonomy places the organism in Eukaryota, Viridiplantae, Streptophyta, Magnoliopsida, Lamiales, Orobanchaceae.
AUGGGCAUCAAGAAGCAGAGCAAGCUGCCGCCGGCGGCUGCCCUGAAGCAGAUCCUGCGGCGGUGCUCGAGCCUCGGCAAGAGGAACUACGUGUGCGACGACGGCGGCGGCGGUGGGCCGCCGACGGACGUGCCCAAGGGCCAUUUCCCGGUCUACGUGGGCGAGAACCGGACCCGGUACAUUGUGCCCAUUUCAUACCUGACCCGACCCGAGUUCCAGGGCCUGCUGAGGCGGGCCGAGGAGGAAUUUGGGUUCGACCACGAAAUGGGCCUCACCAUUCCUUGUGAAGAAGUCGUUUUCCGGUCCCUAACUUCAGUGCUCGGAUAA